This is a messenger RNA of Branchiostoma belcheri (Belcher's lancelet), 1208 nucleotides long. RefSeq names its product C-type lectin domain family 4 member M-like. The coding region runs from base 1 to 996 and encodes 331 amino acids. Lineage: Eukaryota; Metazoa; Chordata; Leptocardii; Amphioxiformes; Branchiostomatidae. The record is from RefSeq and is a predicted model, not a curated record. The transcript is spliced from 5 exons.
AUGUACGAGCAGGCAGAGCCUGUCCGGUUGCCUGUGUCCGGCCCCGGCAGCCGCCAAACCAGCGGGCCGCCGCCCCAACCCCGUCCCGUCCGUCAGAGUGGUUCUCGCGGGUGUGUUCGCCACGGCAAAGGCGCUUCUGACAAGCAGCGGGAAGACCAGGACACGUCUUCACACACGUAUGAAGACGCCGAGGCGGUGAAAGGUUACGCAACGUCUGCAGACCGCGCGUAUCCGGGUGGAGCGAGCGGCCGCCGUGGUGUCUGUAGCUUCCUCCGCGCCCGCCGCAGCUGCCUAGCCGCCGGCAUCGCCGUGCUACUGAGCCUAUGCGCCGUGGGACUCGCCCCUCUGACGUUCAGCACCAAACAGGAAAUAUCUCAAUUGUCGACAACUGUGAAACGCGUCCAAGACGAAAUACGCCAACGGGCCGCCACUGUUGACGCCUUGAAACGCGACCUAGACGCCUUGAAGCGCGACCAAGACGCCUUGAAAUGCUACCAAGACGCCUUGAAGCGCGACCUGGACAACGAGCGCAACCGGGCCGCCACCAUUGAGCCGCGUCUUCACGCAAUUGGGAAGACUUUACCAUCUUGUCCCGAAGGUUACACAAUGUGGCGUGGAAUCUGCUACAAGGCAUUCGACACACGCAAGCCCUUCAGCGAAGCGGCCGCGGCCUGUCGCGAAGACGGCGGCACCCUCGCCAUGCCUCGAGACGCUGACACCAACACCUUCCUGGUCUCCCUGUACAAGGCUGUGCCCAACAAUGAGCGCUUCUGGAUCGGCCUGCACGAUCAGCGCGAAGAGGGAAGGUUUGAGUGGAUUGACGGUUCUGCACUUGGGUCGUACAACGCCUGGGGUUCGGGACAACCGGACAACGCUUUCGGCAAGCAACAUUGCGUCCUUUACUCCAAUUACAAAUGGCUGAAAGACAAGUGGGCCGACGCAUUGUGCUACAAGCUGUAUUACUUCAUAUGCCAGGCUGCUCCAGGAUGUCCAUAGGCGACAGGCGGGAGUCUCACCACUACUGUGCAGCGGCUCUCCGACCAUCCGCAGUCAAACCAACAAAGUAAAACUUAAGACCGGCAAUUAUAGCAGUGGUUUAGAUCUUUUUUUUUCAAAUGCUCACUACAAGUUUAUCAUUCUACACAGUAGAAAUGCUGUAUGGAAUGAAGUAGUACUGUACCAAGGUAGUCACGCUUGCUUCCACACGA